AUGCGUAUCAUGGGGAAUCUAAGAUGUCUCCCCAAUAAGAUGGAGGAGCUAAUGGUGCAAACCAGGCUAGAGAGGGAGUAUAAAGAGUGUACCAUCACAGAGACCGAGCUGAAUGAACUCGCUUGGGACUCACUGUAUAACGCUCCAUCUGCUACCACAGUCAUCCCAGCCAUUCUACAGGUUUUAACACCUACAGUCCCAGUGAGGUUGGGGGUCCCCAGACAGAGGAGGUGUAGUCGGUCAGUCAGGGGGGGUUUCUCCCACUCUCGUUCCCUCUCCCUGCACCCAGCUCAGCAUGCCCCAGCCCCUGUGCACCUCCACAGCUCUCCCAGCUCCACUACCAUGUGUAGAUGGACAGUGACACAAGGUGCACCGGUCGCCUGGUUCUCCUCCUGCCCCUGCUGCAGACCUCCUUCACUCCUACUCUCCCUCACCUUCCUCAUCCUGCUUCUGCUGCUCGGCCCGUCCUCGUCCUCACCCCUGUCCACUCUAUCAUCAGACUCUGAAAAGGACCACGAUGCGCCGGGAGGUACUCCUGCAAGCAUCUUCAUCUCACAUCUGCCACCUUCUCCAUCAUCAUCAUCAUCACCACCACCGCUGCACGCAUCCUCUGCGAGGUUGCCACGGGCGACCAAUGUGUCAUCGUCCUCCGCGACGGUCGUCGGGCGCCACGUGCGGAGCAGCUACAACCAUCUACAAGGAGAUGUGCGCAGGAGGAAACUGUUCUCCUACCAGAAAUUCUUCCUUCGCAUUGACAAGAAAGGAAAAGUUAACGGCACCAAAAGUGAGGACGAUCCAUACAGUAUUUUGGAGAUCAAGUCGGUGGAUGUGGGAGUGGUGGCCAUCAGGGGCCUCAGCAGUAACUACUACCUGGCAAUCAGCAAGAAAGGAGAGCUAUACGGAGCGACGGACUACGGUCUGGACUGUCGUCUAAUUGAACGCAUCGAGGAGAACAAGUACAACACCUACGCUUCAGCAGAGUGGCGCAACAAGAAGAAGCACAUGUUUGUGGGACUGAACGCCAACGGCAAGCCAAUGAGGGGGAAGAAGACACGGAGGAAAAACACAGCCACUCACUUCCUGCCCAUGGUGGUACAACCACGAUGAUUGGACAUAUCAGCCAUGGGAGAGCUCUGCAGACCUUCGUGGGGUAUCAGACUUUUAUUUUGGAGUUACGGCGAUGGCUACAUUGGACAGAUCUGAAUCAGAUCUGAAUGAUGCACUGAGGAGGAAAAGAAUGGAAACCUAUGGACAUUUUAUCUCUGUUGGAUAAAGACAUUUCUAUUUUUAAAAGAAAGAAAUAAGAUAUAUUGCUAUACAAUGUAUAUAUUAUUUUCAGUUUUAAGUUAUCAAGUACAUUGGCACAGUAGAAAUAUGAAAUGAAAUGACUUCUGUGCCAAAAUGUGUGAUUAGCAACUCACAUUUCUAGAUUUGUGUACAUGUGAAGCGAUUUGACUGGGAAGAAAAAUGAAAAUAUGUAAGAUAGGAAGAGACAAAAGAACAGAAGAGGAAGUACUGAUAUAAAGCUCAAAAGAAGAAGAAGAAGAAGAAGAAAAUGAAAAGGGACGAGUUAGUCAGGAAGCACCAACACAACAGCAAGUCUAACACUAUCAUGUUUAUUUUUCUUCAAAUUUAUUUAUUUUGUGUAAUAUUUAACAAAAACCAACAAAAACACAAAAAGGACACUUGUCUUUUUUACCAUUUAUGCUUCUCUUUUUGAAUACUAAUCAUU
Molecule: messenger RNA, 1732 nt
Organism: Larimichthys crocea (large yellow croaker)
Lineage: Eukaryota; Metazoa; Chordata; Actinopteri; Sciaenidae
Product: fibroblast growth factor 5
Exons: 4
Coding region: 1-1107 (368 amino acids)
Molecular function (GO): growth factor activity
Source: RefSeq, a predicted model, not a curated record